CUAACUUAUCGACUGGACACGAAUAAUGCAAAGGUGUUGCUGGGAACGAGGCUCAAGGGAAGAGCACUAGAAUGGUUCCAUUCGCGUCCCGAACACAUCGGAUUGAGUGUAGACGAGAUAUUGAUGGAAAUGAAGAAGAUGUUCGACCAGCAACAAAGUAUAUUAAAGUGGCGUAAACAAUUCGAAGAGCGAGUUUGGAAGACGGGAGAAAGUUUUAGUGCGUACUUCCACGAGAAAAUUAUUUUGGCGAACAGAGUCCCGAUAGAGGAGGAAGAAUUAACAGAAUAUCUAGUGGAAGGAAUAACGAGUACGCAAUUGCGUAAUCAAGCACGGCUGCAACAAUUCUAAGGCCGAGCUAUUGAGUGCUUUUGAAAAUAUUGAUCUGUUGGAGACCAAGAACCGUUCAGAACAAGAUUGCAGGAUAUGGAGCAAAAGCUCCAAGGAGGGACGACUCCAGGUGAAGAAAGAAACAUCACUGAAAAAAGAGGCAUCACUGAAGAAAGAAAUAGCAGAGAGUUCCAGUAUGAUGCAGGCGAAAACCCGGUGCUACAAUUGCAGCAAAUUCGGUCACAUGUCCAGAGACUGUAAGCUACCGAAGCGUGAAAAAGACGCUUGUUUUAAGUGUGGAGAGAAGGGUCAUAUGAUUGGCAAUUGUACGGGUAAAGUAAAUGUAGAACAGGUUAAUUUUCUGCAUACCGCGGAAGCUACUAAUGACUUUCAGAGUGAAGCUACUUUAAAGUUUAAUAGUUCUCAAACGAAAUACGAAGUAGUAGUAGAUGCUUUAAUUGACACAGAGAGCCCGAUUAGCUUUGUAAAAGAAAAAAUGAUCCCUAGUUGUUUUAUUGACUAUACCGAUAAAGAAAGGAAAGUUUGUGGAAUAAAUAAAACUAGAUUAAAUAUUAUUGGCUCCACUACGGUGGAUAUCUCUUCUGAUAAAGUAAAGGAGGUUGAUGCACACGUUUAUGUUGUUCCUAAUGAUACUAUGUCAUUUUCGUUGAUAAUAGGGAGAGAUCUUUUGAAAAAAUUCAAAUUGUGUAUUGCAAGUAAGGUCAAGAGCGAUGUAAAGGAAGAAGUUAAUGAAAUUCUGAACAUAAAUGCGACGGAAAUGGUAGAUAAUAUAUCCGAUUCGUUAAUUAUUAAUUCCGAAACUACACAGGAUAAGCAGAUAGAAUUCAAGUGCAUAUUCGAGAAGGAGUAUAUAAAUCCAGAGCACCCAAAGGAACCAAAGGUAAAUGCAGAACUAAAAUUGGAAUUGAAGGAUGUACAACAUUUCCAUUUUUCCCCGAGACGACUUGCCUAUGCGGAAAAGGAACAAUUACAGAUAAUAUUAGAUGAGUUACUAGCGAAAAGAGUAAUCAGACCGAGCAAUUCGGAGUAUGCGUCACCAAUUGUAUUGUAAUUGAAGAUCAGAACAAUGUUUUACUGGGUAAAAAGUAUCUUAGCAUAUUGGAUCUCAGAGAUGGGUUCUUUCAUAUCCGAGUAGCUGAAGAGUCGAUUAAAUACACAGCUUACAAAGAAGGAGAUUAUGUUAUGUUACGAAAUUUUGACAGUGCAGGAGGCAGCUUUAAGAAACUAAUCCCACAGUUUAAAGGGCCAUAUGUAGUCAAAACGGUACUACGAAAUGAUCGCUAUCUGAUAUCUGAUGUAGAAGGUUUCCAAAACACGCAAAAGAAAUACCAAGGAAUGUGGGAGUCGAGAAACAUGCUUUUGUGGGUAAAGCCCGAUUCUGAAAAAUGUCAAUAGAUAGUAAAGUAUGGUUUAAUUUCUAGUUGCUCCUAGUUUAGUGUUAAAUCCGUCAUUGCGAAAAUUUUUAUGUUAAACAUCACUUUGAGUCGUGUAAUUCGCCGAGAGGAUCGAGGUCGAUCCUAGGUCAGAAUUGGCUGAAACUUAGAAUGCUUAUAUUGAUCGUGUCGCGGGUGCCUAUAUACGUUACUGGGCGCAAGAGAUCGUGGAUUACUAUGUGAGCAUCGGUUUUUGUUUUCGGCGGAGCGAGCGUCAGACUGUCUCGAGCGACCGCCGUGUGUAGCAGUAAAGACUCUUCUCGUCAAUUGUUGUCUUAUUGUGUAUUGUAUCGGUAUCCUGAGUCCCUACCUCUCCUACACUUUAUUGUUUUUAUCUCAUAAGCAUUACGUUAUAUAAUCCAAAAAUGGUAAAGAAUAAUUAUAAGAAUGCACUUAGUUAAUAAAAAAACUUAUUUAUAAUUAAAUUUUAUGAAUUUAGCUACUGGUACAGUAAUUUUAUGAUUGCCUAGUAACCGGCCACAUGUUCAGUUACCGAUGCAACUUGCGUUACACAUGUGCUCGCGUGUACCAACAAGCAAAUCGAGAAAUAACUGCUGUCAUAAAUAUUUUUAUAAGUAAAGUUACUUAAAAUUAUUGUCAACAAAAGUUUAAAGAAUAAGUAAAUAUUGACACAUCAAACAAUGUAAUUUGAAAGUGUAUAUUUUAACCAUACAACUUCUAUACCUAUAUAGCCUCUAAAAUAUAACUUCCGAACGGAAUCCAUGAGAACACUUUGUAGUGUCACCUGUAUUAAUGUCAACUGUAUUAAUGUGUCAACUGAAUUUAGCAAUAGGGACAUUGUCCGGGUAUUGGUACAUUCUUACUCUUGCAAAUUUUGAUUAUUUUUGAAAUAAUUUUGAUAAUUUUACUGUCUUUUAUAUCUUAAUAAUACUUCUAAAAGUCUCAGCUUUUAAUUAAUUAUAUUUUUACGUUAUUAAAUAUUAUAUACUUUUAUCAAAUUAAACAAUUGUAGUAUUACGCCGUUAAAUGUCCGGCUAUUGGGACAUUUACCUUAAACAUUUGCCAUUUGCAAAGUAAAAAAGUAU
Messenger RNA from Odontomachus brunneus, 2827 nucleotides. RefSeq lists its product as uncharacterized. NCBI's taxonomy places the organism in Eukaryota, Metazoa, Arthropoda, Insecta, Hymenoptera, Formicidae. Gene Ontology annotation, molecular function: zinc ion binding; nucleic acid binding. The transcript has 2 exons. The record is from RefSeq and is a predicted model, not a curated record. The coding region runs from base 524 to 1399 and encodes 291 amino acids.